This is a messenger RNA of Syzygium oleosum, 2151 nucleotides long. Its product is annotated as cytochrome P450 86B1-like. Gene Ontology annotation, molecular function: heme binding; oxidoreductase activity, acting on paired donors, with incorporation or reduction of molecular oxygen; iron ion binding. NCBI's taxonomy places the organism in Eukaryota, Viridiplantae, Streptophyta, Magnoliopsida, Myrtales, Myrtaceae. The record is from RefSeq and is a predicted model, not a curated record. The coding region runs from base 185 to 1867 and encodes 560 amino acids. The transcript is spliced from 2 exons.
UUUGCCGAGCUGGCAAAUAAAACCAUGGAAAAAUUGUUCGAAAGCGCACAUCUUUCAGCUCACCAAAUCGAAACCGCUCCGUGCAAAAUUAUGCACGCCAAGAAACGCAUCCGAAAUCGGCACUCCCCCAUAUAACUCGUGACCGUGGUUCACAGCUUCACAUUAUAACUAAACCAACCUGUUCAUGCACCACCACCACCACUCCUCUAGUCCCCUUCACUCCAACGCCAUGAGCCCCAGCAACCACACCUCCUUCUCCUCGUCCGCGUCUUCGGUCGCCGCCGCCGGGAGCUUCGUCUCCCGCCGGCUCCACCUCGUGGAGCAUGUCCAGGUCCUCGAGCUCCUCCUCGCGCUCUUCGUCUUCGUCGCCAUCCAUGCCGUCCGGCAGGGGAAGCGCCAAGGGCUGGCGGUGUGGCCGGUCCUCGGGAUGGCGCCCUCCCUGGUCGCGGGGCUCCGGACCGACAUGUACGAGUACAUCUCCGACGUGGUGUGCCGCCAGAACGGCACGUUCUGGUUCAGAGGUCCCUGGCUCACCAGCCUCAACUGCGUGGUCACCGCGGACCCCCGCAACCUCGAGCACCUCCUCAAGACCCGGUUCUCCAACUUCCCCAAGGGCCCCUACUUCCGCGAUAACGUUCGAGACCUCCUCGGCGACGGCAUAUUCAACGCCGAUGCCGACACGUGGCAGCGCCAGAGAAAGACGGCCAGCAUCGAGUUCCACUCCGCCAAGUUCCGGAGGCUCACCAUCGAGUCCCUCCUCGAGCUCGUCCACGCCCGGCUCCUCCCGGUUCUCGAGGAGAGCCUGCGCACCUCCGCCGCAAUUGACCUGCAGGACGUGCUUCUCCGGCUGACUUUCGACAACGUGUGCAUGAUCGCCUUCGGGGUCGACCCGGGCUGCCUCCGCCCAGGGCUCCCUGAGAUCCCCUUCGCGAGGGCCUUCGAGGACGCGACGGAGGCGACGGUGCUCCGCUUCGUCAUGCCAACGUGCGUGUGGAAGCUCAUGAGGUUCCUCGACUUCAGCCCCGAGAGGACGCUGAGGAAGGCGAUCGAGGGCGUCGACGAGUUCGCAAACGAAGUGAUCCGGACCCGAAAGAAAGAGCUCGCCGCCGACGACAAGUGCCAGAGGUCGGACUUACUGACGGUGUUCACGAGGCUGAGGGACGAGGAGGGGAGGCCGUUCUCCGACAAGUUCCUGAGGGACAUAUGCGUGAACUUCAUACUCGCCGGGAGGGACACGUCGUCGGUGGCGCUGAGCUGGUUCUUCUGGCUGCUCGACAACAACCCAGACGUCGAAGAGCGGAUCGUGGCCGAGCUUUGCAAGGUGGUGAGCGAUCGCGAAGGAGAGAGCGACAGCGAGGACUUGGUGUUCAAGCCGGAGGAGAUAAAGAAGAUGGAGUAUCUGCAAGCGGCCAUUUCCGAGGCUCUCAGGCUCUAUCCCUCCGUCCCUAUUGAUCACAAAGAGGUUAUCGAGGACGAUGUGUUCCCGGACGGGACGGUGCUCAAGAAAGGCACGAAGGUCCUCUACGUGAUCUACGCGAUGGGGAGGAUGGAGGCGAUAUGGGGGAAGGACUGCCGCGAGUUCAAGCCGGAGCGGUGGCUGCGGGACGGCCGGUUCAUGAGCGAGUCGGCCUACAAGUUCACCGCGUUCAACGGCGGGCCCCGGCUGUGCCUCGGCAAGGACUUCGCCUACUACCAGAUGAAGUUCGCCGCCGCCUCCAUCCUGUACCGCUACCGUGUCAGGGUGGUCGAGGGCCACCCCGUGGUCCCGAAGCUGGCGCUGACGAUGUACAUGAAGCACGGGCUCAAGGUCAACCUCUUCAGGCGCGACGAGUCCGAGCGCCAGGAGUGCCUCCUGAAGUACAGUUAAGAAGCGGGCGUCUCGAAUAAACGCGGUGAUGGCGAUUGUGUCUGUUCUUUCGAUAUGUGAAGAUGGUGUCGGACUAUAGAUAUAUGUGUAUUGGAAAGAAAAAAGUACCUUAGAGAGGGGGAUUGGAGAAAGAUGUACUAGGAAAGCUGGGUUUGUUUUUCAGUAAGUGGGGUUGAUAUUUACAUAUAUCUUCAUUGGUUUGUUGUAAUUCGACUGGUAUCGUGUAUCAUCUUUUACUUUAGCGUGCCCCGAAAUCCAAUAAUGAAUAGCCAUUUCGACGUGAA